AUGAUUGUUCAGGCUCAAAAAAGGGGACUCUUGAAGUUAUUGAAGAGUCCACUAACUCGAGGGCUAUCUGCAACUGCCAAAUCUCAAUCUUCUACAGAGGAGAUAGAUUUGAAAGCUUUGGAUGCCAAAUGGACUGCAAUUUGGGAUGAGUUUCCACCCCUAUACGCCUCAAGUGAUAUUUCAAAGAAGAAAGAAAAAAACAGAGGUGAAAAGAAGUAUAUCUUGUCACAAUUUCCAUAUCCUUCUGGGAUGCUACAUAUGGGGCAUCUGAGAGUUUAUACAAUCAGUGAUGUCUUAUCAAGAUACCACAAGCUACAAGGGAGAGAUGUCAUUCAUCCAAUGGGCUGGGAUGCUUUUGGUUUACCUGCUGAAAAUGCUGCUAUUGAAAGAGGGAUUGAUCCUGCAGCGUGGACGUAUGACAAUAUUGAUAAAAUGAAAGAUCAGAUGAAAUUGAUGCUAGCAGAUUUUGACUGGAAUAGAGAGGUUACUACAUGUGACCCAUACUAUUAUAAAUGGACUCAAAAAAUAUUCUUAUUACUUCUUGAGCAUGGUAUGGCUUACAAGAAAGAAGCAGAAAUCAAUUGGGAUCCAAUUGACAAGACUGUUUUAGCUAAUGAACAAGUUGAUGCCGAAGGUAAAUCUUGGAGAUCUGGUGCUGUGGUCGAGAAGAAAAUGCUGAAUCAAUGGUUCUUAAAAAUCACAGAUUAUGCCCCAGAAUUAAUAACUGAUAUGAAAUAUUUGGAUAGAUGGCCUUCAAAAGUUUUGAGUAUGCAAAAGAAUUGGAUAGGGGAAUCUAAAGGUACAGAGCUGCUUUUCAAAUCAAACAAUGAUGAAUUUACUAUAAAAGCUUUCACAACCCGUUCUGAUACCAUUUACAGUAUACAGUAUGUUGCAUUAGCUUUGAACCAUGAUAUAACAAAGAUUUAUGCUAAAGAAUAUCCAGAAUUAGAAUCUUUCAUCCAACAAGCCAAAAAUUUCCCAGAAGACUCGAAAGCAGGAUUUGAAAUACCGAAUCUUAAGGUACAAAAUCCAUUCAAAGAGGGUGAUUUUGAUAUUCCAGUCUUUGUGGCUCCUUAUGUAAUUGGAACAUAUGGUCAUGGUGCUGUUAUGGGUUGUCCAGGGCAUGAUAGUCGUGAUUUUGAAUUCUGGAAGGAAAAUAAACCAGAAUUACCAGUGAUCAAGACAGUGUCACCUGAUCCAAAAUCUAAGGAGGUCGAUCAACCAGACAUGGCUUUCACCAGUAAAAAUGGUAUAAUGAAUGAAAAUGCUAAUGAAUUGAAAGGUCUUACAAGGGUUGAAGCUAUUAAUGCAGUUGAUAAAGCACUAGUUGAAAGAGGUCUUGGAAAACCGGCAACAACUUAUAAAUUAAGAGAUUGGUUAAUAAGUAGGCAAAGAUAUUGGGGUACACCAAUACCCAUUAUUCAUUGUGACUCGUGUGGUAUUGUUCCCGUUCCAGAGGAGCAGUUACCUGUUGUACUCCCUGAGAAGGUACAUAUUAGUGGUAGAGGUAAAUCAUUAGCUGAUGUUGAAGAGUUUGUUCAUACUAAUUGUCCAAAAUGUCAUGGCCCAGCAAAACGUGAAACUGACACUAUGGAUACAUUUAUGGAUAGUUCGUGGUAUUUCCUUCGUUAUGCUGAUCCACGUAACCAUUUUCAACCAUUUGAUCCUAAAGCCAUCAGUAAAUUACCAGUUGAUAUUUACAUUGGUGGUGUCGAACAUGCUAUUUUACAUUUGUUAUACUCCCGUUUCCUUACAAAAUUCUUAUGUAAGGCCUAUAAUGUUGAAAUUAAACAACAUGAUGAUACUAAAUCAUGGAACACCAAUGGUGAACCAUUUUGGAGAUUAGUCACACAAGGUAUGGUUCAUGGUAAAACAUUUAAUGAUCCAAAAACAGGUAGAUUUUUGAAACCUGAAGAAGUUGAUGUUACUGAUAUUGCUAAUCCAAAAAUUAUUGAAACUGGUGAAACCCCAGUUAUUUCUUACCAAAAAAUGUCCAAAUCCAAGUAUAAUGGUGCCGAUCCAGCUGCUUGCAUUGAAAAACAUGGUGCUGAUGCUACAAGGGCCCACAUCUUGUUUCAAGCUCCGAUUGAUGAUGUUCUUGACUGGGAUGAAACUAAAAUAACGGGAGUGGAAAGAUGGUUACGUCGUUUAAUUUCUCUAAGUGAUGCAGUUAUGGAUAAAGCACAAUAUGAAUAUGGAAAUUACCCAGAAAUUUUGCCAGAUCUUAAUGAUGACGAAAUCAAAUUCUUCAAUAAAGUUCAAAUGUACACAUCAUCCAUUACUGAAUCUUUUGAAAACACAUUAUCAUUGAACACAGUGAUAUCUGACUACAUGAAAUUUACCCGUGAUGUUGCCGAUGCUGUCGAAAAUAAGAACAUACACCCGGAACUUGUUGAGGAUGCUUAUGAUCAAUUAUUGAUUCUUGCAUCACCAGUAGUUCCAUGUUCUUCUGAAGAGGCGUGGGAGAGGAUUAAUAUAAGAAUUGGAGAUAUAGGAUUAUGCAUUUUUGAGGAAGUAUGGCCUGAAGUUAAAGGGCUAAAAGGAACCACACUUCAAAAAUUCAACAUAUUUAUUGAUGGUAAGAUUAGAGAUGUCAUUGAAGCCGAUCAUGAAUUGGUGAAUAAUCAUGACUUAGCUAAAACUAGAAUUCUUGAGUCAGAAAAGAUCCAAAAACAUUUGAAUGGAAAAUCCAUCAAUAAAUUGAUCGUAAAACCAGGUACAAUUGUUGUUAUUUCAAACAAAAAUAAAAAAUAA
Messenger RNA from Hansenula ciferrii, 2754 nucleotides. It is a transcript of the gene NAM2, whose product is annotated as leucine--tRNA ligase NAM2. The record is from RefSeq and is a predicted model, not a curated record. Gene Ontology annotation, cellular component: mitochondrion. NCBI's taxonomy places the organism in Eukaryota, Fungi, Ascomycota, Saccharomycetes, Phaffomycetales, Wickerhamomycetaceae. Gene Ontology annotation, molecular function: ATP binding; aminoacyl-tRNA deacylase activity; leucine-tRNA ligase activity. Gene Ontology annotation, biological process: leucyl-tRNA aminoacylation; mitochondrial translation. The coding region runs from base 1 to 2754 and encodes 917 amino acids. The transcript has a single exon.